Erythranthe guttata (spotted monkey flower) is the source of this 615-nucleotide messenger RNA. Lineage: Eukaryota; Viridiplantae; Streptophyta; Magnoliopsida; Lamiales; Phrymaceae. The record is from RefSeq and is a predicted model, not a curated record.
AUGGAUUACGCCGAGUGCUCGGAUUCACCGCAUCCUCUCCGAGCUCCACCGUCUAAUGAGAAGCUUAAGAAGAACUGCAGUCGAGAGCAUGCCCUUCCCGAAGGGAUCAAAUACGAUUACUACAACGAAUCUUGCCCGCUAGCAGAGCGAAUCAUCCGAUCUACCGUUCGAGAGCUGUGCAAUUUUCAGUCCAAUGCUGCCCCUUCUCUAUUGGGGCUUGACUUCGACCACUGCUCUGUCAAGGGGUACAGUAAUCAUUGUUAUGUGAUCUUGCCCAUUCAACUGCUAUUUUCAGAAAGAGCUCAGAAAGAGGCUCCUCUUAAUGUAUCUGGACAACCACCAAUUUACCGCAGUGCCACUGCCGGCAGCAGUGGCGGCGGCGGCGACACUGUCCACCAAGACACCACCAUCAGUGACAGUGUAGGUGUUGGAGGCAGCGGUGUUGGAGGUAGCAGUGGAGGGGCCGGUGCUAGUAGUAGUAGUGCUGGAGGCGACGACGAAGAGGAUGAUGAAAAAGUGGGGCUAAACGAAGGGGCUGACCAAUCGGAGGAAGACGAAGACGAAGACAAUGACGAUGACGAUGAAGAUAGAGAGAGAGAAAUUACAAAUAUAUGA